AUGACGAAAGGUGAAAAAUCGAGCCAUGUGAGAAUUGCUAUUCUUGUUUUGGGUCUGCUAUUGAGCAUGGCUAUUUACUGUAAUCAACAAGCUAUGAGCUUCACAAUCAUUUGCAUGCAAGAUGUCGUCGAAUCGCAGUCGUCCAAUACCACUGAAGGGCACUGGUUGGAGAAUCCUGCUAAGAAGAAUGCACUAUUUUCUGUAGUUGCAGUGGGUCAAUUACUUGGAACCUUACCCAUCAUCCCUAUCAUGCACGCCUUUGGAUUGAGAUACACUUUCGUCUUCUACGGAAUAGUAUCAACACUAGGAACAGCCAUGCUUCCACUUACUGUCGAACUUGGGCACAUUUUCGUGAUGAUUGCAAGAAUUAUGCAGUUUUCUUCGAUUCUAACAAUGCCAUUAGCGAGUGCCUUUUGUGAGUCUUCGUUUGGCUGGAGGUACCUCUACUAUUCACUGGGGAUUGCAAGUGCAGCUGCGGUGAUCUCAUUCUUUGUUCUCUACCGAGAUGAUCCGAAAAAUCAUUGGUAG
This is a messenger RNA of Cooperia oncophora, 528 nucleotides long. Lineage: Eukaryota; Metazoa; Nematoda; Chromadorea; Rhabditida; Trichostrongylidae. The record is from the annotation of a GenBank genome assembly.